GACCCGCCACCGAGCCGGUGCACACCCGGAGAGCUUCGGCCGAGGGAGCAGCGCCCGGGCGCGCGCCCGACACCAUGGCCCGGAGGCCCGCCUUCGACAAGCCUAAAGUGGAACUGCACGUCCAUCUAGAUGGUGCCAUCAAGCCAGAAACCAUCUUAUACUUUGGCAGGAAGAGAGGUCUCCCCCUCCCAGCUGACACUGCGGAGGAGCUGCAGAACAUCAUCAGCAUGGACAAGCCCGGCUCCCUCCCAGGUUUCCUGGCCAAGUUUGAGUACUACAUGCCUGUGAUCGCGGGCUGCAGGGAGGCAAUCGAAAGGAUUGCUUAUGAGUUUGUGGAGAUGAAAGCCAAGGAAGGCGUGGUGUACGUGGAGGUACGCUACAGCCCUCACCUGCUGGCCAACUGCGAUGUGGAGCCAGUCCCCUGGAACCAGACCAAAGGGGACCUCACCCCUGAUGAAGUGGUGCGCCUAGUGAACCAGGGCCUGCGGGCAGGAGAGCACGCAUUCGGGGUAAAGGCCCGCUCUAUCCUGUGCUGCAUGCGCCACCAGCCCAACUGGUCCCUUGAGGUUCUGGAUCUGUGUAAGAAGUACCACCAGCAGACCGUGGUGGCCAUCGACCUGGCUGGUGACGAGACCAUCAAAGGAAGCAGCCUUUUCUUGGGCCACAUGGCAGCCUAUGAGGGAGCUGUGAAACAUGGCAUUCACCGCACCGUCCAUGCCGGGGAGGUGGGCUCUGCUGAGGUCGUGCGACAGGCGGUGGACAUACUUAAGACAGAGAGGGUGGGGCAUGGCUACCACACCCUGGAGGAUGAGGCCCUCUACCAGAGGCUACGGCGAGGAAACAUGCACUUCGAGGUCUGCCCCUGGUCCAGCUAUCUCACGGGUGCCUGGAAGCCAGAAACGCAACAUGCAGUUGUUCGCUUCAAGAAUGACCGGGCCAAUUACUCACUGAACUCAGAUGACCCCCUCAUCUUCAAGUCCACCCUGGACACCGACUACCAGAUGACCAAACGGGACAUGGGUUUUACUGAGGAGGAGUUUAAGCGAAUGAACAUCAAUGCAGCAAAGUCAAGCUUCCUCCCAGAAAACGAGAAGAGGGAGCUUCUGGACAAGCUCUGCAGAGCAUACCAACUGCCACCACAGGCCACCACGGGUAUGUUCCUGCUGGGCCCUGGCCACCACCCUGCUCUGCUUUGCUCUGUGCACGAUCCUUACAAGAGCCCUUCCUCCAGGGCCUGCUGGUCACCCUCUUGUUGUGGCUUAUUUUCUGAGCAGCUGCUGUCUGGGAAGACUGGCCUAAGGGAGGCUUCCUGAAGGCCAAUCUGAACCAUUUGGGCAGCUUGGCAUUCCAUCUGGGCAGGAGCUUGGGCUGGCCCUAGCUCUUUAUGUUCCCUCCCUCCCUCACUUCCUCCCUUUCUAUGUAGCCUUGGCAAGCCCCACAGCCCCUGUUCAAAGCCUCAGAGUCUUGGCACCUGUGGAAGAGAGCUCUUCUCUGGUUUUGGAGUUCUGUGAUUUUCACAUAGCCAGUUUCUAAUGUUUCUGUCUCAUUGACUUGACCAACAGGGCAGGAUCCUUGAAGGCAGCAUGGCCACCUCUUAGCCUCCCCAUAUGGAUGGAGUCUCCGUAACUCUCUGACACUCUUUGCCUCUAUUCCAGACCUUGGCCUGGCCAAGUCUGUCCCCUGACCAGGUGUCCUUGCCAGGGCCUAAGGCCAAGGGGCGGGUAUGGAUCUGAAACCCUCCUCCUGAGGCAACAUGCGGAAAAUCUGGUGCUCAAUAAAGCAGCUGGUGGCUGGUUGUGCAGCA
Jaculus jaculus (lesser Egyptian jerboa) is the source of this 1804-nucleotide messenger RNA. RefSeq names its product adenosine deaminase (gene Ada). Gene Ontology annotation, cellular component: external side of plasma membrane; cytosol. Gene Ontology annotation, biological process: hypoxanthine salvage; purine ribonucleoside monophosphate biosynthetic process; adenosine catabolic process. The record is from RefSeq and is a predicted model, not a curated record. Gene Ontology annotation, molecular function: adenosine deaminase activity. The transcript has 11 exons. NCBI's taxonomy places the organism in Eukaryota, Metazoa, Chordata, Mammalia, Rodentia, Dipodidae. Bases 75 to 1313 code for a protein of 412 amino acids.